CAUAACAGCACCUAUUUCAACCUUUCGAUUCUUUUGAAUAAAUCAGUGCCAAAGUCAAGAUCCCUCUUCGACUUCGCAGCACUUCAUAUAAUGUUCAACUGGAUUUUGAAAAAAUUUACAAACUACAGUGAAAGACCUCAACGCGACUCACAGAACCACAUGAGGAUCCGCAGAAGAAGCAAAAACAGCCGGGCUCGUAGUCGCGAGAGGACACCAGAGAGGCGUGGCAGAGACUAUCGAUCACGUACACCCCCCAGAUUCAGGGCGAGAGAUAGGGAACGAGACAGGGACAGGGACACGAAUCGAUACCGCGACAGAGACAGGGGAAGGGAACGCGACCGGGAAGGGGGCAGUGAAUGUGACUUGGAUGAUGGUCGCAGACUGUACAAUGGUAAGGAUGGUACCAACAGCAAUGUACUGCAUGGUCAGUACUCAGCCAGAUCGUCGUAUCUGAGAGGCGGGGAUCGCGAGCGGGGAAGGAGCAAAGACCGCAGUCGGGACAGGGGCGGAUAUAGAAGUCGAUCCAAAAAACUAGGCAGACAAGAAUCACACCGCAAUGGCACGGCUUAUGGCGGUGUUAGCGAUAUCCAGAGGGCAAACCACAGGCAAGAGCGUCGAGGAGGGGACAGCCGCGAUCGCAAUGAUUACCACGACAGGAACGGAAGGCGUACGGCCGAGUAUGUUUACUCGGGGUCGGGUGUGAGUGGGGGAAGCAGGAGGUAUGGGAGAGAUAGGACGAGUAAGUGUAGACGAGAUGGCAGCAGAGAAGUAAACAGCCGGAAACGCCGACGGGACUAUGACACAACGUCUAAGAGGGGCCGUGAGCACGAUGGCGCUCAGGGCUACACGGGCCACAGCGAGCGCGACAGUCACAGUGGAACCGACACGCGCCGCAGCAGCAAGAGGAAAAGCAGGAAGCGACGGCAGUCGUGUGACGAUGCGGAAGGCCGGCUUAUUGUUAUACCGGGCGAUUACCUACACGGACAGCGAUACAAAAUAAUUAAAGAACUGGGCGAGGGGACUUUCGGGAAGGUGAUAGCGUGUCAUGAUACCAAGCUGAAUAGAGAGGUCGCCGUCAAGGUGAUCAAGAAUGUUCCUAAGUAUCGUGACGCGGCGAAAAUAGAGAUCUCCAUACUGGAAGCCCUGCAAAAGCACGAUACGAGAGGCGACACCGAGGUUAUACAUAUGCUGUCGUCAUUUGAUCAUCGGAAUCACAUGUGCAUGGUGUUCGAAGUGCUCGGGGAGAAUGUCUAUGAAUUCAUUAAGGAUAACGGCUACCGAGGCUUGCCGUUUCAUCACGUGCAAAGCAUGGCGCGUGAGUUGUUGAAAGCUGUCAAAUUCAUACACAGCAUCAAACUCACUCACACGGAUUUGAAACCCGAAAAUAUUCUGUUUGUUAAUUCGAGCGAUUACUUUGAGCUCACACUACCCAGUCCGAAUAAUGUGGGGUAUAGUGAUGACAAUAAGCGCUACAGCAACAAUAGCAAUGGCGCCAGUGAGAGUGGCAGUGAGCGAGACAGCCCAAAUGAAGUGCAUGGAAUUGAAAGUCUGACUGAAGGCCUCGGCGGACACGGUGAUGAAGCCACGGAAAGUAGGGACGUUGUAGGUCAAAGUGGGAGUAUAAGUGAUACCGAGAGGGACGUGCUGUAUGACGAUCGUGAGGCCAGCAGUAAUGGUAGCACAUCUAAGGCUGAGAGGGACCGCACGAGUGUAUAUGUAAAUAAUAUUUUGCGUAAGAAUGUGGCAUCCGAUGCUUCUGAUAAUCCGGAUGAUAAGAAAAGCGCCACAAGGACAGUCAAAGUUUUGAGAGACCCCAGUAUCCGGCUAAUAGAUUUUGGUUCGGCGACGUGGGAAGAUCAGCACCACACAGCCAUUGUGGCCACACGACACUACCGACCUCCUGAGGUUAUUCUGGAAUUGGGCUGGUCCUAUCCGUGUGACAUCUGGAGUGUCGGAUGUAUAUUGUUUGAGUUUUACACCGGCGAUGCCUUGUUUCAAACUCAUGAUAGUCUUGAACAUCUGGCGAUGAUGGAGGUUAUUCUGGAGAAACGUGUGCCGUCAAGCAUGCUCCAAGACACUAAGAAGGUUAAACUGCUAGACAGCUCUCGAAAACGGUUGGCGUGGCCGGAAAAAGCACCGGACGACAAAGCUAUAGAGUAUGUGGAGCAGUGCAGGACGCUGAAAUCUCUCAUGCACGAACAAACCGACGAGCAUAAUCAAUUUCUGGAUCUGAUUCGAAAUCUUCUCAAGUAUCGACCGGAAGAUCGACUGACAGCGUCUGAGGCAUUAAGGCAUCCAUUCUUCGAUGCAAAGCUCUAGAUAAAACAAUGUUAGGGCGUUUAUACUUAAACAAUUGACAUACUUCAACAGCUGUAUUAAAUAAUACGCUUUGUGUGACCGUAUAUCCAGGGUCAAGAUGAUACAGCUUAACAGUAUAGAAGCUCAGCCUAGAUCGUUACAGAUGUAUUGUAGAUAGAAAAUAAAAGGUCCUGGUAAAUUAUAGUAUGCUAAACCUCAGCACCUGCGAGAUUGUG
Messenger RNA from Sphaeroforma arctica JP610, 2534 nucleotides. RefSeq names its product CMGC/CLK protein kinase. NCBI's taxonomy places the organism in Eukaryota, Ichthyosporea, Ichthyophonida. The transcript is spliced from 4 exons. Gene Ontology annotation, molecular function: protein kinase activity; ATP binding. Bases 91 to 2319 code for a protein of 742 amino acids. Gene Ontology annotation, cellular component: nucleus. The record is from RefSeq and is a predicted model, not a curated record. Gene Ontology annotation, biological process: protein phosphorylation.